This is a messenger RNA of Caenorhabditis remanei, 3969 nucleotides long. RefSeq lists its product as uncharacterized. Lineage: Eukaryota; Metazoa; Nematoda; Chromadorea; Rhabditida; Rhabditidae. Gene Ontology annotation, biological process: spliceosomal complex assembly. The coding region runs from base 1 to 3969 and encodes 1322 amino acids. Gene Ontology annotation, molecular function: mRNA binding. The record is from RefSeq and is a predicted model, not a curated record. The transcript is spliced from 11 exons. Gene Ontology annotation, cellular component: catalytic step 2 spliceosome; U2-type prespliceosome; U2 snRNP.
AUGUCUCGUUCGGGCGAGGCUUACGCUCAGGAGUUGAAUCGUAAACGAGCGGCGAAUCAGCGUGCCGCCGCCGACGAGGAUAAUGAUGAGAAUAAGGGAAACGGAAGUAAAGUGGCAUUUGGAGAAGCGGGAAAUUUCGAUACAGAUGUAUACGGAAGUGUUCGUGGAGAGAGUCGUGACAGAUAUAUGGAUUCCAUCGGAACGGGAGAAGAAGACGACGUAGAUGAGGAUUCAAUGCCAACUGUCCAAAAGAAGAGUACAAAUUACUCACAACCACACAAAUUCAUUGAGGAAGUCGCUGCGGCGGCGGAAGACACGGAUCCAUUCGCUGAAACUCGCACGAGAACUAUCGCCGAGCGUCAAUCGAAAUAUCAUGAACGGGCGAUGCGUAGACAGAUUUCGCCGGAUCGUGCCGAUGCUUUUGUCGAUCAAACACCGGACAACCGUAAUCGUGGCUACGCCGAGGUAAUGCGUGAUCAGUUGUAUCACGAGGAGAAGGGACGUGUCGAGAGAGAAUUAGCAGAUAAAGCAAAGGCCGGAGAACUCCACGUCGUCGGUGGUCAACCCGAGAAGAAGAAGGGACGAUGGGAUUCUGGAAAGCAGGAGGCUCCAGAAUCCGAGAAUCUCGGUGCGGCUUCAGCGACGCCUUCUCAAGGAUCCGCUCCACGGAAGCGUCUUGGAUUCUCUGCUCUGAGUGCAGAUGCAGCAACUCCACGAGCAGCGAGAUGGGAUGAGACACCGGCUCACUCCACUGGAGCCGCCGAUGCGACGCCUUCAAUAGACAAAUGGUCAUCGACGCCGGCUGCACAGACUCCACGAAGAAAUCGAUGGGAUGAAACUCCGAAAGAGGGAGGACUGAAUGAUGGAUCAAUGACACCUGGAUGGGGAAUGGAAACACCCGCUCGUGGAUCAGAUGACGUCAAAAUCGAGGAUACACCAUCGGCGUCGAAACGUCGUUCCCGUUGGGAUCUGACGCCUUCGCAGACUCCAAACGUCGCCGCUGCCACUCCACUCCAUUCGGGUGCCCAGACACCGUCAUUCACUCCAAGUCAUCCAUCACAGACUCCGAUUGGAGCAAUGACUCCAGGAGGUGCCACACCGAUUGGAACGGCAGCUAUGGGAAUGAAGACACCGGCGCCUCAUAUGAUUCCGAUGACACCCGAACAAAUGCAGAUUUAUCGAUGGGAGAAAGAGAUUGAUGAUAGGAAUCGUCCGUUGACGGAUGAGGAGUUGGAGUCGUUGUUCCCGCCGGGAUAUAAAGUUCUCGUUCCGCCAAUGAAUUAUAUUCCGUUGAGAACUCCAUCCCGUAAAUUGAUGGCCACCCCAACACCAAUGGGCGGUGCCGGAGCCGGUGGUUUCUACAUGCCAGGAACCCCCGAUCGAGAUGGUGUCGGAGAGAAAGGAGUCGGUGGACUAGUGGAUACUCAACCAAAAAAUGCAGAACUUCCACCUCUGAAACCAGAUGAUAUGCAGUAUUUCGACAAACUUCUAAUGGAUGUUGAUGAGAGUCAACUGACUAAAGAGGAGAAAAAUGAGAGAGAAAUUAUGGAGCAUUUGCUAAAAAUCAAAAACGGAACCCCGCCGAUGAGAAAGAGUGGAUUAAGAAAAAUUACAGAGAACGCGAGAAAAUACGGUGCCGGGCCGCUUUUCAAUCAGAUAUUGCCACUUUUGAUGUCGCCGUCACUCGAAGAUCAAGAGAGACAUUUAAUGGUGAAAGUUAUUGAUCGAAUUUUGUAUAAGUUGGAUGAUCUUGUCAGACCAUACGUACACAAAAUUCUUGUCGUUAUUGAACCACUUCUGAUUGACGAGGAUUACUAUGCGAGAGUUGAGGGAAGAGAGAUCAUUUCCAAUUUGGCAAAAGCUGCCGGUUUGGCGACGAUGAUCUCCACGAUGAGACCUGAUAUUGAUAAUGUUGAUGAAUACGUCCGUAACACCACUGCUCGUGCCUUCGCUGUCGUCGCCUCCGCUCUCGGUAUUCCAGCACUUCUUCCAUUCCUCAAAGCCGUCUGUAAGAGUAAAAAGUCAUGGCAAGCCCGUCACACAGGUAUCAAGAUUGUCCAACAAAUGGCCAUUUUGAUGGGAUGUGCAGUACUUCCACAUUUGAAAGCUCUCGUUGAAAUUGUGGAGAACGGAUUGGAUGAUGAACAGCAAAAGGUCCGAACAAUCACCGCUCUCUGCCUGGCAGCUCUCGCCGAAGCAUCAGCUCCAUAUGGAAUUGAAGCAUUCGAUUCCGUGCUGAAACCCCUUUGGAAAGGUAUUCGUAUGCAUCGUGGAAAGGGUCUUGCCGCUUUCUUGAAGGCUAUUGGAUACUUGAUCCCAUUGAUGGACGCAGAAUAUGCAUCGUAUUAUACAAGAGAAGUCAUGCUUAUUCUUAUUCGUGAAUUCGCUUCUCCAGAUGAGGAAAUGAAGAAAAUUGUGUUGAAGGUCGUCAAACAAUGUUGUGCGACCGACGGAGUCGAACCCAGCUACAUUCGUGAUGAAGUCCUUCCAAGCUUCUUCAAAGCAUUCUGGAAUCAACGAAUGGCAAUGGAUCGACGAAAUUACAGACAACUCGUUGAUACAACUGUCGAAAUUGCACAAAAAGUGGGAUGUGUUGAGAUGAUAGCUCGGAUUGUCGACGAUUUGAAGGAUGAGAAUGAGCAAUAUCGUAAAAUGGUGAUGGAGACGAUUGAGAAUAUUGUCGCGUUGCAAGGGGCCACUGAUAUUGAUGCGAGACUUGAGGAACAACUUAUUGAUGGUCUUCUUUAUGCUUUCCAGGAACAAACUCAAGAAGACUCCGUUAUGCUUGACGGUUUCGGCACAAUCUGUUCGAGUUUGGGCCGUCGUGCGAAGGCAUACAUCCCACAGAUCUGCGGAACAAUUCUCUGGCGUCUCAACAAUAAAUCGGCAAAAGUUCGUCAGCAAGCAGCCGACUUGAUCGCCCGUAUAGCGCCAGUGAUGCAUAUGUGUGAAGAGGAGAAAAUGAUGGGACAUAUGGGUGUAGUACUGUAUGAAUAUUUGGGAGAAGAGUAUCCAGAAGUACUCGGAUCCAUUUUGGGAGCACUCAAAGCGAUAUGCAAUGUGAUUGGAAUGACUAAAAUGACACCGCCGAUAAAGGAUUUGUUGCCGAGAUUGACGCCGAUUUUGAAGAAUCGACACGAGAAAGUACAGGAGAAUUGUAUUGAUUUGGUUGGAGCAAUUGCUGAUAGAGGAUCUGAAUUCGUUUCGGCCAGAGAGUGGAUGAGAAUUUGCUUCGAGCUGUUGGAAUUACUCAAAGCUCACAAGAAAAGUAUUCGGAGAGCUGCCAUCAACACGUUCGGUUUCAUUGCAAAGGCUAUCGGACCACACGAUGUACUUGCCACGUUGCUCAAUAAUUUGAAGGUCCAAGAACGUCAACUCCGUGUGUGCACCACCGUCGCCAUCGCCAUUGUCUCUGAAACUUGUGCUCCAUUCACCGUCCUUCCAGCCAUAAUGAAUGAGUACCGUGUCCCUGAGAUUAAUGUACAAAAUGGUGUGCUGAAAGCUCUGUCUUUCAUGUUUGAAUAUAUUGGAGAAAUGGCAAAAGACUAUAUCUACGCGGUGGUUCCUCUUCUCAUUGACGCUCUAAUGGAAAGAGAUCAAGUGCAUCGGCAAAUUGCAGUGGAUGCAGUUGCUCAUUUGGCAAUUGGAGUGUAUGGAUUCGGUUGUGAGGAUGCGUUGAUUCAUUUGUUGAAUUAUGUGUGGCCGAAUAUGUUGGAGAACUCGCCACAUUUGAUUCAACGAUGGGUUUUCGCUUGUGAGGGAAUGAGAGUCUCGUUGGGACCGAUUAAGGUUCUUCAAUACUGCCUUCAAGCGUUGUGGCAUCCAGCAAGAAAAGUUCGCGAGCCGGUUUGGAAGGUAUUCAACAAUCUGAUUCUCGGCUCCGCAGACGCUCUCAUCGCCGCCUAUCCACGUGUCGAGAAUACACCAACCAAUCAAUAUGUCCGUUACGAGCUUGAUUAUGUUCUAUAA